Messenger RNA from Podospora anserina S mat+, 1368 nucleotides. RefSeq lists its product as uncharacterized. The coding region runs from base 1 to 1368 and encodes 455 amino acids. The record is from RefSeq and is a predicted model, not a curated record. The transcript has 4 exons. NCBI's taxonomy places the organism in Eukaryota, Fungi, Ascomycota, Sordariomycetes, Sordariales, Podosporaceae.
AUGGAGCGCUCUGAUUGCCUGAUCCCCAGAUGGGACGAGAACAGAACUGAAUUUGACAAGUUCGAGCUCAACUUCAAAGGAUGGUGCUACCUUAGACCCGACAAGGUUUACUCCGCCACGACAAUUCUCGCCAACUACUUCAUAGAUGCAACCUGGACUCCGAGUGUCGACUGGGAGAUCACCGUUCAGGAACCCACCCCUGAGACGCCAAUUUCGCCCCUGCCUGGUCGAGAAGGCCUGGCCUAUGUGGCCCUCAACCUUCUCUUUACAACCACCGACGGCGGCUCCGAAAAGCUCGCAAGCGAGAGCAAUUGCCGCUCAUACUUCAACGAGCUAUCGAAACAGCUUAUAUGGCCCUGUCUUGAUGCAUCUCGCAACAAGAUUCAGAUUGACUUUGUGACGUGGAAGUUGGAACCCAGUUGGGGCUAUUCCACUGCCUUCUCACGGUACUGGCUCAAGGGUUGGUCGCAUAAGCCCACCCAGCAGCAGAUGGAGCUCCCAGCUUACAACAUCAGUUACGUUCUGCGCGAUCUCACCAACCUCAAGGGCCUUCGUAAAGGGGAUACUUGUCACGAUUCUUGUCCCAAGGGGGCCGUGGUGGAGUGCACCAAGCACCUCUUGCGCCAGGCUCAGCAAGAGCUCGCCGAGGUCCGCAAAACUGCCAGCGGCGCAUUGAGGCAGCCGUUUGGUGCAGAGGAAGAGGAGAACGUGGAGGCUCUGAUUGAGGAGAACAUCCGUCAUGCAGUUGCCACCAACAACUCAAUUAGAGCCAUCCUCAACAUUCUGAAUCGGAAUGUUGGCCUGGGCCGCAGCCGCUUUUUCUUCAUGCGGAUCCUCCGUCGAAUCCUCAACCGGCCCAAGUACUUGAACAUGGUCAUAACCGACAAGACCUUCGGGAGCAAGAAAGAGUCCAUGUCUGGUGAUGUUAAUUUCUUCGAAUGCAUAGCCAGGACUAUGGCUGGCCACAUUCGUUUGAGGAGUGCCGCUACUCGUCACAAGCUCCGAGGCCAUGUUCAAGAGGCCGUCUCGGGAACCCUUGAGGAAACACAACUUGUCAGCUACUUUGGCCUGGUGGCUGCGAAGGUCGGUCAGCAGGCUCAUCAUGAUGCCGCUCUCGACAAAGUCGGCCAGCAUUACUUCGACGCAUUUUGGGAUGUUGAAGCGGAUAUCGAGGCCCUUAUUCAGAUUCUGGACAAUGAGUAUGCCGCGAAUGGCGAGAAAAUGUUCAGAAAGAAGAGAAAGGCUGUCCCGAAGGGCACACCCAGGUGUCUGUUGGAAAAGGCUGCUCUGAAUGAGAAGCUGGACAAGCUGGAGAACGACUCGGACUCGGAGCUGGAGAUGGACGAGGAGUACGAUGAGAAGUACUGA